Messenger RNA from Arabidopsis lyrata subsp. lyrata, 1817 nucleotides. RefSeq lists its product as uncharacterized. Lineage: Eukaryota; Viridiplantae; Streptophyta; Magnoliopsida; Brassicales; Brassicaceae. The record is from RefSeq and is a predicted model, not a curated record. The transcript has a single exon. The coding region runs from base 219 to 1484 and encodes 421 amino acids.
CUCUCUAACCUUCACUUUCUGCGCAAAGCAGAAAGAGCUUUCUUCUUCUCCAUUUAUUGCAUUUUCUCUCCAAAUGUCUAAUUAAUGGUUUUGAUCUUCCAACCAGAUCUUCUUCUCUAUCUCUUCGACAAACCCUUUUUUCUGGGUUCUUCGGAGAGGUGAUUUAUCAAAAUUAAAAAAACAAAAAGGUCUUUCCUUUUUUUUUCUUUUUCUUCGCCAUGCCUUUACCUUGGAAGAAAUCUAAAUCUAGUCGGAUCUCUAGAUUCGUAUCAGACCUUCAACAAUCUCCUAAACAUGGUGGAUCUCUCGUUGUUGAAACUGGAUUCCCAACUUCUUUAAUCGAUCUCUUCGUUAAGAAUCGCGAUCGUCUCAAAAAACAAUCUUCAAAACGUAACAACAAGAACAACAAAGCCCAGACGACGGCUCAGACUCAAACGGUUCCGACAAAACGGCGUGUUUUGUCUCCGCCUCCUCCUCCUCUGUCUUUGCAGCGUCGUAUGUCUCUUCCUUCGAAGCUUGAUCCAGCUUUGGUUACAGAGGAUCCUCCUUUGGUGAGUAAGAUCGAGGAAAGUUUUAUUCCGGAGAAUAGACAUGACGGUGAAGACGACGGUGGAAACGGUGGUAAUCGCGGCGGAGGAGGAGGAGGGUGUGUUUUAAUGGUGGUGGUGUUUAAGGUUUUUAUGGUGGCUGUGCUUGCCUUGAGCACGAAGAAGCUCGCCGUGGGGAUCACGCUCUCCGCUUUUUCCCUUCUCUUCCUCGAGCUCGCGGUGGCGCGUGUCUUCACGUACCUGAAUCUCUGUCCAGACGCGCAGAUUCGGAUAGAUUCAUUGAUCGAUAAACUCAUAGGGAAGCGACAUAAAGAGAAGCUAGAAGAAGAAGAAGAAUCGUUAUCAACGCCUGACAGAAGAAACAAUGUCUCGUCUGAAAUCAUCGAAGAACCUAGAGAGGAAAUUAGAGUCGUUCCUCAAUCGGAUUCGUCGACAUUGGAGAAGGCUAAACCUUUGGUGGAGGAGAAGAAGGACGUGCAAACGAUAAGAGAUGUUGUGUUUAAGACUGAGAAAAGCAAAAGCGCGAAGCUGAAAUCAAAGAUUGUGAAGAAGAUUGUUCCAAAAAAGUUGAGGAGUUAUAAGAAGAAGAAGAAGAUGAAGAUCAAAGAAAAAGAAGAAGAAGAAGCUGAAGUUGAAACUGAAGAAGAAGGGUCUGUGACAGAAGUAUCAAGCUUGUUUUCAGAUGAGAGAAUCGGAAGCGAAAUCUCUGAGAGAGAUGAUUUAAGUUCGAAUCCGCCAUUGUUAGAGAGUUGUACAGAGAUUGAAGAAGAAGAAGAAGAAGAAAUUGGAUCAAAAGGGGAUCUAACGAAAGCGAUGGUUCUGAUAGUGAUUAUUCUUGUUGGAUUGUUAAGUGGGAAAGUCUUUGCUAUUGGUCUGACACUCUCUUGGUGUCUGAUUCUCACAGUGUUCUGCUGCAAAUCUCAAACCAGUCUCUGAGACAGAGGAAAAAUAAAAGAUUCAGACUUUGGGUUCUUUUUUGUUUGUCUGUGUCCGUGGCAGUGGUGGGCCUUAGGAAUCGCCGUUAGUUGUUGACGGUGACGGUGUUGACGGUAGAGAGACGGUGGAGGAAGUGUUGUUGUUGGGUGGUUGGCAGUUCGAAGCUAUAACAAUUGGUUUGCUUAUGAAACUGUAAAUUUUUUUUGUUUUAACAAGAGUUAUUAUAUGAUGGUCAAAGAGUCAAAAGAUGUUGUGUUAAAAAAAAAAAAAAACUGGUGAAUAUAUUAAAAAAUGGUCAUAAUGUUGAUAAUGAAAGGGCAGAGCAAUAACGUU